Molecule: messenger RNA, 2022 nt
Organism: Rhodotorula toruloides NP11
Lineage: Eukaryota; Fungi; Basidiomycota; Microbotryomycetes; Sporidiobolales; Sporidiobolaceae
Product: glycoside hydrolase family 16 protein
Exons: 17
Coding region: 1-2022 (673 amino acids)
Biological process (GO): fungal-type cell wall organization; (1->6)-beta-D-glucan biosynthetic process
Cellular component (GO): endoplasmic reticulum membrane; plasma membrane
Molecular function (GO): glucosidase activity
Source: RefSeq, a predicted model, not a curated record
AUGGAGCAGUCACCUACCCCGAGCUCGUACGAGCACGACGCCUCAGGCCAGCCGCGCCGUCCGCGUUCGCGCCUCAGUCAGAGCAUCUCCCACAUGGGCCUCUUCCAGUCCGACUCGUCUGAAUCGACCCUCUCGUCGAGCGGGAAACGCGACAGCUUCUCGCGCGACAACCUCGAUCCGGCGUCGUAUGGCGUCUUGACGGGCGCAGUCGGCGGCAACUUUGGUCCCUUCCCUCGCUCCUCAACCUUCUCGAGCCGACCCGCGGCGUACCAGCACCGCGACAGCAUGGCCUCGUCCUCGACCGGUCUCGACCCCGUCGCCCUCCCCUACGGCAGCCAAAACGGCGCCGACUCUCCGCGCUUCACCGACGAAGACUACUCGACGCACGGACUGAUGAACAACGCCGCUGGAGUCGGGUACGGCACGCCGCGGAUGACGCCGCACGGGAGCGAGUCGCGGCACUCUGUUUCGCGCCUCGAGGGCAUCGCGGGUGGAGGAGCGGGCGCAGCAUUGUUGUGGGAGAAGGAGCCGGACGAUUUCCUGCACGACCCGGACCCUGCGCUCGAUAAGGCUAUGGACAAGACGAUGCGCAAGUGGAGCUUCAUGGCGCUGCUCAACACGCUUGCGCUUUGCGUCGUCGUCAUCGUCCUCGUUGGCUUGUUCGCUGGCUGGCCCAUCUACCGUUACGCCAUUGACGGCUCUUGGGGCUCGUACGCGAUGCGCACGAUUACCAACUCGACAGGCCAAGUUCCCGAAAUUCAGAACCUCCCUUCGAUGGUUGACAAGGACACGCCGACGAGCGUCUACACUCGGACUGGAUACGACGGCGAGGAGUACGAGUUGGUGUUCUCGGACGAGUUCAACACGGACGGAAGGACGUUCUGGCCGGGAGAUGACCCGUACUGGGAGGCCGUCGACCUUCACUACUGGGCAACAACCGACCUCGAAUGGUACGACCCGGACGCGAUCACGACCAAAGACGGCAACCUCGUCAUCACGCUCGACCAAGAGCCGUGGAACGACCUCAACUUCCGCUCGGGCAUGCUCCAGUCGUGGAACAAGAUGUGCUUCACGGGAGGUUAUGUUGAGGUCAACCUUUCGCUGCCCGGAACGCCGACGGCGCAGGGAUUCUGGCCGGGUAUCUGGACGUUCGGCAACCUCGGACGUGCAGGCUACGGCGCUUCAGUCGACGGCCUCUGGCCUUACACCUACGACAGCUGCGACGUCGGCACGCUUCCGAACCAGACCUGGCCGAACGGUACCGACCCCAUCGCGGCUAAGCAGGCUGGUGACAAGGACUACGGAGGCGAGCUCUCUUACCUUGUCGGACAGCGUCUCUCGGCUUGCACGUGCCCUGCGGAUGCCGACGAGCACCCCGGUCCCUCCGUCACGAAGGGUCGCGGCGCGCCCGAGAUCGAUAUCCUUGAAGGCCAGAUCGCGCCGAAUGGCAAGCAGGGUUCUGCGUCGCAGUCGAUCCAGUUCGCGCCCUUCGACCCGCACUACCUUUGGCGUAAUGAUACGACCGAGGCGAAUCCGGGCUUGAAGAUCUGGGAUCCGUCUAUCACGACGCAGAAUAUCUGGAAGGGAUCGAUCUCGCAGGAGUCGGCCUCGCUCAACACCCUCACGGACGCGACGUCGUACGAAGGCGCGGGCUACACGAUGGAGUACGACCCCGGCGCGGACGGCCGCAUCACCUGGGGCAUCAACUCGAACCCGACGUGGCAGCUCAACGCCAACGCGAUGGGACCGAAUUCGCAGACGCAGAUUGGACAGCGCCUCAUCUCGGAGGAGCCGAUGUACCUGUGCCAUCUUCAACUUGGCGAUUUCGACAAAUCCAGCAGCCGGAAUGGGGCAAAAUCAAGUUCCCCGGCCAUCUUCGCAUCGACUACGUCCGCGUCUACCAGAAGAAGGGACAGAAGAACGUUGGUUGCGACCCUCCCGACAUGCCUACGUCCAAGUACAUCAACUCGCACAUGGACCUCUACACGAACCCGAACCUCACGACCUACCGGGACGCGAUGA